AUGUCAAAGAAAUACCCAAAAUCUCACGUCCGUCAGGACGGCCCGAGCCGAGACGCGCAGAGCCGAGAACACAACCGCUCUCGCCCAACUUCGCAGUCUACCAACGAGCCAUCUAACCACCAAGCCACUUCCUCGCAAGAACACAGGUCGUCUAGACCCGAGACUUCUGACGCCAACUACAACUCACAACCUCCCUUCCGCCCACCCCACCGCCUAUACUCCACCCACGAGCAGCAGCAACCCUCACACCCAGUCCCCCGGCCCUGGGAAACCAUCAACCCAGAAAUCUACGCCGUAAUCAACAACCCUGCGUUGAAUCUCGCACCCCUAGCACCGGCACCGGCACCACCACCUCACUCCUCCACCCACCACCACACCUCGCAAAGCUCCUCUUCCACACCCGCCUUACAUCAGCACACUACUCAGCACACCAACGCAUACCCACAACCUCCCCCGCCAUACCAACCCCCCACCCCUCCACACCAGCACCUCUCCCCCUCAACCCUCCAAGCGCACAACCAACAUCUACCCCCAACCACCACCACAGCGAGGUACUUGCACGAGGCCCAACGCGCCGGGCCAUGGAACACCGUGUACGAUGAGCGGAGUACCUGA
Dothidotthia symphoricarpi CBS 119687 is the source of this 615-nucleotide messenger RNA. RefSeq lists its product as uncharacterized. Lineage: Eukaryota; Fungi; Ascomycota; Dothideomycetes; Pleosporales; Dothidotthiaceae. The transcript has 2 exons. The record is from RefSeq and is a predicted model, not a curated record. Bases 1 to 615 code for a protein of 204 amino acids.